AGGAAGAGCUUGCUCCGAAAGUUCUGCGCAGUAUGGGAAAUGACAUGCUGCCGUUCAACUACAGCUUCUACAUGCUGAUUCCUGGAGUUUUGCCUGUGCUCACGUCUUUGAUUCCUAAAAUAAUGGCUGGACAGCCGGAGCUCGCGAAUGUCUCGCAACAGGUCAUUUGGGCCUUGAGGUUGCUGAUGGACUGGAGCAUGGAUGUCAUUUUAGCCCUCUUCUGGAUUCGCACCGCCAUGCGGAUCUGGUUGCUGGCCGUACGCUACAUGCCACAUUGCUGUAGCAAGUACCCGGUCCUCAUGGCGUGUCUUUUGACGAUGCCCGCCGGCUCCGUGUUGACGUUGAUCCUAUUCUCAAGUGACAUUUGCAUGCACGCGUCAGAAGACGAUAGCAUGCUUCCGGCGAUCCCCUUCACCAUUUGGCUCUUCAUUCUCUGCGGCCUUUGGUCCCACAGAUCAGUGGACGUCUUCGCACCACCCGCGGGGCUGGGGCGCUCCGCAUCCGCUGACCUGGAGUCCCUCGAGAGUUGCAAGGAGUGCAACGAGUGCCCUAAGUGCAAUGAAUGCAGUGAGCGCAAAGACUGCAACGAGCACGAUCAGGGCAAUGUGUGGAAUGAACACUUUUCUAUCUAGUGAUCUACUUUCUGCUUCGAGAGACAAACGUUAGCAUAGCCAUAGUUAUCACAUACACAUACACAGUUUACGUCUUGGUGGAUCCAGAUGGCGGUGCCGUGGCUCCGCAGUGGGACCUCACAUACAACUCGCUCAACUGCGUUGUUGCGAGUUGUGUUUUUCAGUUCCACGAGGUACACGUUUUUGGCGGUUUUGAGCUUCCAAGCCGGAUCUGUAUGGAUCUCUGAUCUUUCAGGCAUCGGGUUUCCUAUAGAAAUGUACACAUCAAUGCAUGGAUUUUCAUUGAAUGCUGUUUACUGUUUUCAUUCUUUCUUUGUAGCAAGGUGUGCACAAAAUGGGCCUCGCAGGGAUGGUUGGC
This is a messenger RNA of Cladocopium goreaui, 990 nucleotides long. The record is from the annotation of a GenBank genome assembly. NCBI's taxonomy places the organism in Eukaryota, Dinophyceae, Suessiales, Symbiodiniaceae.